This is a messenger RNA of Verticillium nonalfalfae, 1695 nucleotides long. Its product is annotated as Dicer-like protein 2. Gene Ontology annotation, biological process: siRNA processing. The transcript has a single exon. Bases 1 to 1695 code for a protein of 564 amino acids. Lineage: Eukaryota; Fungi; Ascomycota; Sordariomycetes; Glomerellales; Plectosphaerellaceae. Gene Ontology annotation, cellular component: nucleus; cytoplasm; RISC complex. Gene Ontology annotation, molecular function: ribonuclease III activity; RNA binding. The record is from RefSeq and is a predicted model, not a curated record.
AUGUGGGAUCUGUCUCGAGCAGCCCACGAGACGGAGCCCCUUCUCCAGUUCAGAUCUGGCCACCUCAGUUUGCUCAUCGCCACAAGUGUGCUUGAAGAGGGCAUCGACGUUCCUGCCUGCAACCUCGUGAUCUGUUUCGAUGAGCCCGAAAAUCUCAAAGCCUUUGUCCAGCGGCGCGGCCGAGCCCGGAAGAAAGAUUCUAGCCUCGUGGUUCUUCUCCCCGGGACAGACUACGUGCCUCAGGACUGGGAAGGCAUGGAAGCGACAAUGAGGACACACUACGAGAAAGAACGGCGCGAAAUACGAAUAAUGGAGCAAAUCGAAGCAUCCGAGUCUACAGAGUACGAAGAGUACAUUGUCGAGAGUACCAAUGCCAGACUCGACUUCGAGAACGCCAAAGCGCAUCUCAGCCACUUUUGUGGGCAACUUUCUCCUGGGGAGUUUAUAGACAAGAGGCCCGAAUACAUACCCCGCGUGGUAGACGACAAAGAACCUCCAUCUCUGAGGGUCACGGUACUAUUGCCGAGUUAUAUUCCAGCUGCCGUCCGUCAUGCUGAGAGUCGGCGAAGCUGGAAGUCGGAGCAUCAGGCCUCAAAAGACGCCGCUUUUCAGGCAUACCUGGCUCUUUACGACGCGGGACUGGUCAACGAACACAUGCUUCCACUCACGGCCAAAGACAUCGUACCCGCAAACGAACCUCGAGUAGCAACCUUGCAGUGCAAUGGCCUCUUGAACGUCUGGCUUAGUAUUGCCCAGGCCUGGAUCACGAGUACUGAAAUCUGGUUAACUCCAGUACGCCUCCAAGAUGCGACGGGAUUGACGCGAGGAACGUAUAUCAUGAGCAUGCCGGUAGCAUUGUCGGCACUGCCUUCCACGCCGGUGUACUUCGAUCGCGAAGGACCAUGGCUUCUGGAUUUUGGCCCACAAGAACGAAAGGAAAAGCUUGAAGUGCCUGAUCAUUCUUCAGUGCUGCUUGCACUCCACUUUGGCCAUCGCUGGGACAUUGCUCAUGGUCAGCAGCAGGUGAUCAGGUUCGCUUCACAGGAUGGCGAACUGCAUAUUAACCAGUUAAGUGCACGGGGCUUCACAACCACAGAUGCCGACCGAGAGGAAAUGCCGUACCUGGUACGGGACGAGUCAGGAUGCCCGUAUGUGUACGGCCACUUUCUCAACAGCAAGCCGUCACUUGAACUUAUUCAACGACCUUUCCGGCGCAUCGGGGACUCUCCAGGCUUCCAAGAUGCACCCAGCAACAUUCCUUACUUGGCUCUUAGAAAGUGGCCGCGCCACCCGGCCCUCCUGCACCAAAAGAGCGUCAACGAUUCACUGCCACAGGCGACAAAUACGAAGCCAUAUGCGAGGGUUUAUCCGGCACCGUGGGCGAAAAUUGACACGAUCCCACUGGAUCAUGCUUACUUUGGGGCGUUGAUCCCUUCCAUUUCACACAUUGUCGAGGUUCGACUGGUUGCAGAACAGCUUUCCUUGAGCCUACUUCGUGACCUCAAUUUCUCAGAUCUCUCUCUCGUUCUGACGGCCAUCAGCACUAAGGGCUCCUUGGAGGCCACAAACUACGAGCGUCUUGAGUUUUUGGGUGACUCUAUCCUCAAGCUUUGCACCACGGUCAAUGCUGCCGCUCUGCGUGCGUUCGCCCUCCUUACACUCUGUCAUACGUUGCCGCAGCUGACACUAGCUUAG